AUGAUUUAUGGGUCUUCCAUCGGUAAUAACAAUGGUAAUAGUGGCAACAUUGGUGGUAGUGGUGGUGGUGGUGGUGGUGGUGGUGCUAAGGUGAUGACUAUGGUAGUGGCAUUGAUAAACCCGGCAACAUGGAUGAUGGAAGUUACCACACAAGCGGAGGAGGAGCUUCUAGGUGUUAAAUUUGCUGAUGUAUAUAAGAAUUCAGAUCUUUUUUGGAGAAACAAGGCCUUGAUCGAGGAGUUGCAUACACCACCACCUUAUUCAAAAGAUCUCAACUUCCCCAAGUACUCUCAACCAUUUCUUACUCAAUGCAAAGCAUGCCUAUGGAGACAACACAAGUCCUAUUGGCGAAACACGUCAUAUAACUCUGUCCGACUUUUAUAUGGAGUUUUAACAGGCUUCAUGCUUGGAAUUGUGUUCCGGGGACUCGGUUCAAGAAGGUAUAGCGAACAGGAUGUUCUCAACGGGGUGGGUUCAAUGUACACGACCAUAAUGUUCUUGGCAACAAAUGCUUGUGUUUCAGUGCUCCCAGUCAUAACCGCUGAUCGAGUAGUCUUUUACAGAGAGAGAGCUGCAGAGGCAUACUCUGCAUUUCCUUACGCAAUUGCACAGGUUGCAAUUGAAAUCCCAUAUACAUUGGCUCAAACUCUUGUUUAUGGGAUCAUAGUCUAUGCGAUGAUCGGAUUUGAAUUGAGCUCAACCAAGUUCUUCCUAUACUUGUUCUUUUUCUUCUUCACAUUCCUGUACUGCACAUAUUUUGGAAUGAUGGUGGUAGCCAUAAGUCCUAAUCAAGAAAUUUCCGCGACAUUGUGUAGUGCCAAUUUUACCUUGUGGAAUCUCUUCUCGGGUUUUCUAAUUCCUCCAGCAAGGAUUCCAACGUGGUGGAAGUGGUAUGAAUGGGUGUGUCCUUUUUCAUGGAGUCUAUAUGGAUUGGCUUGUUCACAGUAUGGAGAUAUUCAGUCUAUGCUCAACAAUGGAGAGACUGUGGCUGAGUUCAUAACAAGGUAUUUUGGGUACAAAAACAACUUCUUGAAAAUUAUUUCUAUCGGCACAAUCGGGUUUGCAGUGAUCUUUGCCUGCAUAUUUGCUGUCUCUAUUUCGACCUUAAAUUUUCAGAAAAGAUGAAUAAGUUUACAAGGAAAGUCUGUAAAACUCAUAAACCUAUUGUUUUUACAUGAUGUUCAAACUAUGUGCUAAACAAAGUUCAUACAGAGAAGAGAACCAACCACAAUUCAAUAUAUGGUUGUUACAAGAGUUAUGAUUGUAUGGUAUGGUUAUAUGAAAUAGAUCGUCUAGGUUUUAAUAUAUCUUGCUUUUUCUAAGUCAUGUUGCAUUUUAUUUGGCCAUGAUUGUCU
This is a messenger RNA of Camellia sinensis, 1355 nucleotides long. The record is from RefSeq and is a predicted model, not a curated record. Lineage: Eukaryota; Viridiplantae; Streptophyta; Magnoliopsida; Ericales; Theaceae.